GUUGACGAGACAGCAAGGCUAGUUUGAAUUGCGAGGACGUUGUCGUGAUGAGACGAUAAGAUAUGCUGUUGUCCACUCUCUCUGGUUGACCUAAGGAAGGUUCACAGACUUUCGACUUGCUUAGAAAAUAUGAACGGAGAUGAAACCAAGACAGCGAAGUCAUCGGCCACGCUAUCCGACAUUGAAUAUUCGAAAAUUUUGGAAUCGUAUCGUCAGAAAUGGAUGAAAAGCCUUGGCAUCCAGAAUAAGCUGGGUGUUCCAUGCCAGAAGAUAUCGUACCAGAAGAACGAGCAGAUCCAUUCAACGUGUCUCAAAUUUCUUGACCGGUAUUCUUCUGCACUGCGAAAUAAUGACCUGGAAGCUGUGCUAACAUUGUUUUGUGAGCGUGAAGAAUGUAACUUCGAUGAGAGCUAUGCGAGCAUUUUAGAAAUGUUGGUUCCAUUACGGUGCAAUCUGGAUGAACUCUACAGUAUAUUUUAUGCGAUAACUACGAAAUUUGUGCCAAGAGACAUAUCGAAAGGUGCCGUAUGCUAUCAGCUUAUGCAUUUGAUUGUGCAGUAUCAUGAUCCACUGCUCAGCUCACAUCUGGAGUCUCAUAAAGUUACUUCUUUUGAAUAUGGACGCCCAUUUUUCGCUGCACUAUUUGCCCCUGAAAUUUGCAAGCAGUCAUUAUAUGUGGUGUGGGACAAAUUGUUCGAGAGAGGUGAUCCGUAUUUGUUGUUUACAAUGGUUUUGGUCUUCCUAAUCAAUUGCUCCGACCAGCUUAUGGCGUUGAACACCAAAAGUGAACUGGUUGAUACGAUUCGAUUUGCUGUAAAGGAGCUUUCGGUAGAUGAUGUGGACGAUUUUUUUGAGCUGUCAGUUUUGUUUCUAAGUCAGACGCCAUCAUCUAUUAAACAAGAUUUCCAACGCGCUUUGUUUGGCUCUCGACAUGCAGAAGAAAUGCAAGCUGAUAUUGCGAAAUUGCUUGCAUUGCCAGUCGAUCCCCGUGAUGUUAUCCGAAUGGGUUUGGACGUAAACCUUAAUGCAGCUUUUUCAACAAAGGAUUCAGAACCGAAUUUUUUUAUUAUUGAUGCUCGAUCUCAUGAUCAGUAUUCAGCUGGCCAUUUGGAUGGCUCAUACAAUUUAGAUUCUACCUUGUUUGUCGAAGCACCACUUCAGUACAAAUUGGCUUUGAGCAGUCUAGACGCUUAUCGAUUUGCUUUUCAUUCCGAUGAACAUAUCCUUUUCCUUGGUUCUGGACGUGAAGAUGAUCUUUAUUUGCAUAUGGUUAUUGCAAGUUUUUUACAACAAGGACGGAAGCACAUUGCUUUGGUAGACGGAGGUUAUAGAGCUCUUCACGAACAACUUGCACCAAAUUUUGAACGUUUGGAUGGACAUUACGCAUCUCUUUGCAAGGAGUGUAAUAGACAACCAUCACACGCGGUCGAAAAGGAACCUCAGAGAAAAUCAUUUUGGAAGCUUGAUGUUGGUGGCAUUCUUGGUGCAGUCAGGGCAACAGCUCCUUCGAUUAAAGAAAAAGUACGGAAAUUCCCUAUAAUUGUGCCACUUGGUCCAAAUACUGUUGAAUUUAGUCAUGUUGAGACAAGUCAGCGGCAUGGUAAAAGAUAUCGUAAUGAAAAAUCCCUCUUCACUCUUAAUGAUUCUGAUUCCGAAACAGAAGCUAUCGCUGUUACAUCCAGUCCGAGAUUCUCCGAAUCAAAAAAGUUGGACGAUAUCUUGAAACAAAAUAGUGUGCUGGAAUAUUUUGAGGGGUUGGAAGUUUUUACGGAAGGUGCAAGUCAUCUUACUGUGGAAUGCUAUCUAGCCUUAACAGCGACACAUAUUCUCAUUUUUCAUCAAGAAGAAAAGAUUGGGGAAGUCAUUUUACGAGCACGUCAUGCAUAUGGAUCAGUACUGCGUGUUUCAAGCAGAAGAAAAAUCCCUGAGCUGCUAACGUUCAAGUUCGGUUAUUGUACCAAUGAGGAUGAUUAUAAGGUUACCGCAGUUCAUCGUUUCAUAAUGCCUAGAGCUGGUGACUGCGCAAAAUCAAUCAAAACAAAUAUAGUCACGCUUCGACCAAGUAUUCUUGGCUAACAUUACAUAUUUCAUUCCCCGUUUGCUUAUUUGUUCCUGGGAUAGCUUAUUUUUUAUACAUCUCUGUUUUUGACUUCAUUCGUUUUCACUCUGUGUUGUUAGAAGUACGAGGAUUGAAGUAAUCAAGUAUUAUUUGUUCUUUCUUUUCUAACGCAUCAUAAUGCAGAGUUGUAGAUGUGUGUAGCAUUAAAACGACUGUAAUUACCUUUUAACUGAAGUUUUUUUCGAUUUGGUACUGAUAUCCAUGUAGAACACUUGCAUAAUAUCCUGACCACCCCCAUUUCCUGAUUUGCAAGCCACAGGAUGACAGGAAAGAAGCGGUGAAGUGUUGAUUAGUUUAAUGUUUUGUAAUUUUUAUUUUACCUAUGGAUUACGAGCUGUUUUGUGCCUUCGUUCUUUCCGGAUUUUAUAUUGCAUGACAUCGCUGUGAUGAAGUUUUCUUUGUUUUUUUUGUUUAACAUGUUAUCUGAACGUCUAGUUCAGAUAACAUGUUAUUUGAUUCUGUCCCGUCAUGGUCUCCUUUUCGUUCUUCUAGACUUUUUUCUCGAUUUAAAUAAUUUAUUUGUCUAGCUUUGUCUGUAAUUCCAAAGAUUUUUUAAAUCUUAAUUUACAUGCAACUAUAUUGCUCGGUGGUGGAUUGGAUGUAAUCUUCAGAAUCUCCAUAAAAGUCCUUUUACGGAAGUGGUAGCAACAGGGGCUAGGAUCGGAGCUGCCAAAAAAAUAUAAAUGUUCA
This is a messenger RNA of Loa loa (African eye worm), 2809 nucleotides long. RefSeq lists its product as hypothetical. The record is from RefSeq and is a predicted model, not a curated record. Gene Ontology annotation, cellular component: trans-Golgi network. Gene Ontology annotation, biological process: retrograde transport, endosome to Golgi. NCBI's taxonomy places the organism in Eukaryota, Metazoa, Nematoda, Chromadorea, Rhabditida, Onchocercidae. The transcript is spliced from 14 exons. The coding region runs from base 130 to 2076 and encodes 648 amino acids.